Messenger RNA from Arabis nemorensis, 1305 nucleotides. The record is from the annotation of a GenBank genome assembly. NCBI's taxonomy places the organism in Eukaryota, Viridiplantae, Streptophyta, Magnoliopsida, Brassicales, Brassicaceae.
AUGGCAACAACCAAACAUGUUUCGUCUCCUAAACCAUUUCUCACCUUUCUUAAUCUUCUCAUUGUAGCCGCCACCGCAACUACGGCGUCUAACAAACCGGUGGUUUUAAUGAUUUCUUGCGAUGGUUUCCGGUUCGGCUACCAAUUUAAAACCGACACACCAAACAUCGACCUUCUCAUAUCCGAAGGAACCGAAGCAAAACUCGGUUUAAUCCCGGUCUUCCCCACCAUGACAUUCCCAAACCACUACUCUAUCGCAACCGGACUCUACCCGGCUUACCACGGUAUAAUCAUGAACAAAUUCACUGAUCCGAUAACCGGAGAAGUGUUCAACAAAGGCCUAGACCCCAAGUGGUGGUUAGGUGAGCCAUUGUGGGUAACCGCAGCAAACCAAGGUCGCAAGGCUCUGACUUACUUUUGGCCAGGCUCUGAAGUUCCCAAAGGUUCUUGGACUUGCCCUAAAGGAUUGUGCCCACACUUCAAUCUUUCUGUUCCUUUCGAAGAAAGAGUCGACACGAUCUUGAGCUAUUUAGAUCUCCCUAAAGACGAAAUCCCUGAUUUGAUGAUGUUGUAUUUCGAUGAGCCAGACGGUGCGGGUCAUAACUAUGGUCCUGAUGAUCCCCGGGUUACAAAUGCUGUCGCGAGGGUCGAUAAUAUGAUCGGUAGGGCUAUUCAGGGGUUAAAGAAGAGGGAGAUCUUCGAUGAGGUUCAUGUGAUAUUGCUUGGUGAUCACGGAAUGGUGACUAACUGUGACAAGAAAACGAUUUACAUUGAUGAUUUAGCAGAUUGGAUCAAGAUACCCGCGGAUUGGAUCAACGCCUAUAGCCCGGUACUAGCAAUAAAUCCCCGGUGGGGAAAAUAUGUCGAAAACCCAGCCGAGAAGAACGCGGAACUCGUGGCCAAGAUGAACGAAGCUUUGAGCUCAGGUAAAGUAGAGAACGGAGAGUUUUUGCAAGUUUACUUAAAGGAGAAGUUACCGAAAAGGCUGCAUUAUUCCGAUAGUUCUCGGAUUCCGCCGAUAGUAGGAAUGGUCGGGGAAGGCCUUUUGGUUAGACAAAACAGAACAAACGCACACGAAUGUUACGGAGAUCAUGGAUACGACAACAAAUACUUCUCCAUGAGAUCUAUCUUUAUUGGACAUGGUCCAAGGUUUAGGAGAGGAAAGAAAGUACCGUCGUUCGAGAAUGUUCAGAUCUACAAUGUAGUUGCAGAGAUACUCGGACUUCUACCAGCUUCGAAUAAUGGUUCUGCUUUGUUCACUAACAACAUUCUCUCGCAGUUUGGAAAAACAGGGGAAGUAAAAUGA